This is a messenger RNA of Meleagris gallopavo (turkey), 1137 nucleotides long. The record is from RefSeq and is a predicted model, not a curated record. Lineage: Eukaryota; Metazoa; Chordata; Aves; Galliformes; Phasianidae.
GCCGCCGCCUUCAUCAGCGCGCAGGACGUCGCCGUGGUGGGCUUCUUCAAGGACCUGCGUGGUGAGGCAGCGCGGGCGUUCUACGAGGUGGCCGCAGAGGUGGUGGAUCUGGUGUUUGGUGUGUCUGAGGAGGAUGAGCUGUUCGAGGCGUACGGGCUGUCGGCCGACACCGUCUGCCUCUUCAAGAAGUUUGAUGAGGAGCGGACGGAUUUCCCCGUGGAUCCGGAGCAGGGCCUGGACGUAGCCAAGCUGACGCGGCAGCUCCGUGUGCACAGCCUGCAGUUGGUGAUGGACUUCUCCAAUGAGACCUCCAACCAGAUCUUUGGGGCCAAGAUCCCCCACCACAUGCUGCUCUUCCUCAACACUUCCGUAGCAGAGCAGCAGGCACUGCGGGAUGAGUUCCGCGUGGCCGCCGGCACCUUCCGGGGCGAGGUGCUCUUCGUGGUGGUGGAUGUGGAUGGGUAUGGUGCCACCGUUCUGCCCUUCUUCGGCCUGACACCCAGCGACGCGCCCACGCUGCGCUUCAUCAAGAUGGAGAACAACCGCAAGUACCGCAUGGAAGCGGACGCCUUCUCAGCCACGGCCGUGCGUGACUUUGUGCAGGCGGUGCUGGAUGGCAAGGUGAAGCCCCAGCUGCUGAGUGCAGAGCCCCCCGAGGACUGGAACACACGGCCCGUUAAAGUGCUUGUGGGGAAGACCUUUGAGCAGGUAGCAUUUGAUGAGACCAAGAACGUCUUUGUGAAGUUCUAUGCACCAUGGUGCACCCACUGCCAGGAGAUGGCGGCUGCUUGGGAGGAGCUGGGCGAGCGCUACAAGGACCACGAGGACAUUAUCAUUGCCGAGAUGGAUGCCACGGCCAACGAGCUGGAGAACAUCACCAUCAGCGGAUACCCAACACUGCACUACUUCCCCGCUGGGCCGGGCAGAAAGAUGGUCGAAUAUAGGAGCGCCCGAGACGUGGAGACCUUCUCCAAGUUCCUGGAAAAUGGAGGGAAGCUGCCAGAGGAGCCACCCACAGUGUCCAAGGCCCCGGAGAACAGCACAGAGUCACCGAGCCCAUCUGGCACAGCCGAAGCCCGGGAGGAGCUGUGAGCCCUGUCCUGCUGCAGUGGGCAUUAUAAAUGACCCUGGAAAUGA